UUGGGGUCUAUCGCUGCAGCAGAAGGCGGCGGCGGUGCUGCCUGCUUCAUUUAGCAGCGCAACUAGAAACACAAAACAAAAACAAGUUUUGGCCAAACUCACGCCUUUUAAGCCGUCUCUCAGAUAUUAUAUUUUUAACUAACAUAACUGUUGCAGGUUCAGUGGAAACAUUUUUAUUGUAUAAUUUCGUUCAGCCUGUAUUACGAUACAGGCUGUUUAGCAAACAUGCUAGCUUAGCUACUCUGCAGGGCUGAGUUGUGUGUUUUUGUCAGCAGCAUUCAUAGAAAAUAGGAGCUGGCUUUUACCAAAACCGACUGAAUUGGAAGUAAGGUUCCGAAAGGUGAGUAUAAACACACUUUAUAUUUUGUCUUUUAUGUAGUCAGUGAGCCAAUACAGCUAACGCUUCGCUUAAUAGCAGGAAACACAAAUACUGACACUAAUGAGCUGAGUAUUAAAGUUGAGCGACUUCAAAUCCCGGUACUUUUUCAUAUAUAGAAGAUGGUAUAAGAGCUAAAAGCGUGUCUGGAAACUCAGCAGGGUCUCGCCUUAAUAAACAUGAAUCUAUGAUGUGCUGAAAAUAUUAAGAGCUCUAUCAUCUUGUUGUUUAGUGAUCGCAGUGUCUCUAAAGUUAAAAAGAUCAGGCUGAUUUCUGAGCUGGGACCUCUUCUUUAUCUGUCAGGAUGUCGGACUCAGACAGUGACGAAGACCAGGAUCGUCCUUUCUCCAUUACUGGCUUUCUCUUUGGAAACAUCAAUGAAGAUGGUCAGCUGGAGGAUGACAGUGUCCUGGACAAUGUAGGUGUUUUUAAACACAUUUGAUUCAAACAAAUGAAGAGAUAAAACUAAGUACUACAUGUUUCUGCAACUAAGAUGAUCACGAUUUUGUUGUUCAUUAUAGGGGAGAGUGGGGUAGGAUGAGUCAUUUUUCACAUGUCAGAUCUCUACAUCAAGGCAAUCAUAGUUUUGUCUCGAACUAGUGUAUCUGCAUAUAUUUCAAGAUGUUGUGCAUCCUUGCAAAUCAACAGAAUAAGUGUAAACAUAACUGUCUUGAUAGUAUAGCAUGCCAAAAAAGUGGUCUCCUAUGGUCAACUUACCCCAUACACGGGGUAAGUUGACCAUAGGAGCGGGGUAAGUUGAGCUGUAUCCUUAUUGCCCCCCACUCUCCACCCCAGCCCUCCCUCACCUUCUCUCUCCCUAAAUAACCGUCACUUCUUCACAUUCAUGUGUAUUUUUAUUUUAUUUAUUUUUAUUAUACGCUAUUCUACAGGUACAAUCACUCUUUUUAUUAUUAUUAUUGUUGCAUAUACCUGCUAAAAAGCUGUUUUAACAUGAAAAUGUCUUUAAGUGACUCAGAACAUUAUAUUAUUUUUUAGCUAUAUUUUUGAAAAGAAAAAGUAACUUAUUUCAACAAUCUGAACUAAAACUCUGAUCCUCUCAUCAGACUCCUUUACUUUCUCAGUUGAGCCACUGGAUCAACUUACCCCAGAACUACUAUUAUGACUUUAUUAGUCCUCUAAGCUAAAAUGGUGGACUUUUAUGUUGUAGCUCAUAGAUACAACAAUUGAUGUGUAAAACAAAUUUAAAAUGAUCUUUUUCACUCUGAACACAAUUCUAAUAAAACUUAUGACAGAAUAAAUUCACUUUCAAGAGUGAAAAAUGUUGUUUUGGAAAUAAACUCCAACCCCUAAAUAUUUGGUCACAUGAUCAAUUUCUUUUACCAUUUCCAAGCAACAGGGGGUGGCUCAACUUACCCCACUCUCCCCUAUACAAUGUACAAGCAUGGCUGUAUGUUAGACUAAUAUUUUUUCUGGAAAUUAUGUCUUCCAUUGAUAUUUCUGCUGUUUGUUGACACCUAGGAGUCCAAAAAGCAUCUGGCUGGUUUGGGUACUCUGGGUCUGGGUUCACUCAUCACAGAGAUCACUGCAAAUGAUGAAGAGGAUCAAGAAGACAGCAGAGAGUCAGGGACUGGAAGUGGAAAUGUGGAUUCAGACGGUUAGAUUGAAUAUGAAAUGAGCUCUGCAUGAAAAUAACCAGGAACAGAAUGGCUUUUAAAUUUCUGUAUUUUGUUAAUCCAGGCUGGGUGAAAAGUACUGAAGAUGCAGUCGAUUAUUCUGACAUCAGUGAGGUUGCAGAAGAUGAGACGAAGAAGUAUCGUCAGGCUAUGGGGACUUUGCAGCCCUGCAGGAAAACAGGUGAUCAACUUUCAUCUAAAAAAAAAAAGCAAACUUUUCUUUAUUUUUUGUCACCCUCAAAUAAAAACACACCAAUAUUUUUUCCAGGAGGUCAAAACUGAUGUGAACUUGAACAAAAACAGAUAUUUUUUAUUUAAAGUUUUCCGACUUAUACGGCCUCACUCAGGCCCAAAAAUACAAGUGGAUUUGUGUCAACUUUUACCGUGUGUAAUUGAAAAUGGUCAUUAUUCUUUAACAUAGACGAUGAGGACGACUAUGAUGCCGACUGUGAAGACAUCGAUUCAAAACUCAUGCCUCCUCCACCCCCACCAAGUCUCCCUACGGCUGCCAAGAAAGAUGAACCCACAACUCCGAGCGCAAGUGGUACGUAAGAAAACCCCAUGGAGAAAUGUAGCAGAAACUAGAUAAUUAUAUAGAUAUAAACUCAGUAUUGACCCAUGUUAGGUUAAUAUCCCAUCACCUAAAGAUGACGAGUGAUUGUCUCUGCUGCUGUAAUCUGUCAUUGUCUCUCUUGAUGUAGUUGGUGAAGAAGGUGAUGGCAUCAUCCUUCCCUCCAUUAUUGCCCCAUCCUCUACGGGUGAUAAGGUUGACUUCAGCAGCUCCUCGGACUCUGAGUCAGAAACUGACCGGCCCUGCCAAGGUUUGGGAUCUGGAGGCCCCCCAGACCGACUCACCCUUCCUCUUGCUGGCAUCAUGCAGAAAGAUGCUGCUAAAGCUCUACCAAGUGUCACACAACUCUUCCCAGAGUUUAGGCCUGGAAAGGUAGAGCACCUUUGUCUGUCCUUGAUUAAGGUUUUACUUUGCAACUCCAAUUCCAUAAGAGCUGAGACACUGUGUAGGAGCUUAAAGGGAUAUUCCGGCGGAAAAUUAAUUUAGGGCCAAACACACUGUAACAUCGAGACACCCCCUCGAGAGAUGACUGUCGCCGACCGCCUGCUUCUCUAGUUUUACCAACUUUAGUAACGACUGCAAGAUAGUAAUACACAGCGGUAACUUUGCCUGAUUUCUUUAGCAAGGAGAGUAAACACAACUCACCUACUCUCUCCCAGCAGCCGCUUGUUUGUAGUGAGACCUCGGGCCAGUCCAUCACCACCUGCUGCGGGGUGUCGCAGGCUCAAGGGAGAACAUUUAUGAUCAUCCUGUGUGUUUGGCCCUAAAUUAAUUUUACGCCAGAAUAACCCUUCAAUAAAAACAGAAUUUGAUUUUUUGCAAAUCUUUUAGAGCCUAUACUUAAUUAAAAACAGAACAAACACAACAAAUCAGCAUCCCAACUGUUGAGAAUCAGACCUGCUACUACUUCAAAGUGAAGGUUUGUGCUGAUCCCCUCUGUCUCAAAUGUCUAACCAGGUCCUGAGGUUCUUGCGACUGUUCGGCCCUGGAAAGAAUAUGCCUUCAGUUUGGAGGAGCGCUCGCAGAAAGAAGAAGAGGAAGCACAGAGACCCUCAGCCUGGGACCCCUCCUCCUGAGGGAGAGUCCACAGAGCAGAACCAAGAGAAGAAGUCAGGAUGGCUUUAUGAAUUUGCCGCCGCUCCUCCCCCAGAGCAGUGUCUGUCUGAUGAUGAGGUAAAUCUCACAUUGUCAUGGCCAUUAAAGUUUGCAUAUUGACCUGUAGUACCCAGUUAUAUUUCAUUGUCAUAAGCGUUUUUUUUUUUCCUUUGUGGCGUCUAGAUUACCAUGAUGGCUCCGGUCGAAUCAAAGUUCUCACAGACUUGUGGUGACGGGGACAAGGAGGCAGAGUCUCGGCCGAAGGUUGCAGAAUGGAGAUAUGGUCCGGCCCAGCUCUGGUAUGACAUGAUUUGUGUCUCUGAAGAUGGAAGCAACUUUAAUUAUGGAUUCAAGCUAAAAGAUGAGUCAAGUGAGUCUCAGAGAGAUGACACACCCAAAGAAAUAACCGAGACCACACAUGAGGUAUGCCAAUCUGGAAAAUAUGGCCACACACUAAAAAGUUCUGCUUUAUUCAUUACUGAUGUUGUGUCAUGUACUUGUAGUUCCUAAGACAGGAAGUGGAUGGCAGUACUGAUGAUAAUGAUGAGGAUGAAGAAAAGGGCAGACGAACCAUUGAAGACGAGCUCUUCCUGAUGGUUACUCAACUGCAAUGGGAGGAUGAUAUCAUCUGGAAUGGCGAGGAAGUCAAACACAAAGGCACAAAGACCCAGAGAGCUAGCCUGGCAGGAUGGCUCCCCUCGAGCAUGACCCGAAAUGCCAAUGCUUACAACGCACAGCAGGGUAAGACAGCUUUGGAUAUCAACCUUUGCAGCACUCAAAGAUGUGGGUGAUAUUUGUGUGGGUGUGAAAGGAAUGUAAUAAUCUGUUCACAGGUCUGACAAGAAGUAAUUCACAGCUGGUUCCACCGACGCCCCCACCUAUGCCCAAAGCUUCGUCCAUCUCUGGCUCCAAACGGGACAAAAACAGCCACGAUAACCACGGUAAUAUUUUUUUCUUUUUGGUCAAGAUACAAAUGUUAAAAAACACUGCAGCUUUUUGAUCUUACCUAACUUCUCAUAUUUUGUGUUCCCUUUAUUUGUUUUUGUACCUGCGCAGCCUCUCAGGAGGAAGACUCUCCCUGGUUCUCCAUUUUUCCCAUCGACAGUGAGGAGCUGGUUUAUGGACGCUGGGAAGAUAACAUCAUCUGGGAUGACCAGGAGAUGGAUCGCAUGCUGAUGCCACCUGUUCUUACUCUGGAUCCCAAUGAUGAAAAUAUCAUCCUGGGUAAAAUCAAAGUUCCCAUCUCGUUUGGCUCAAUAUAGACCACUGCUUGAUUUUUUCCAAACUGGAUAUACAUUAUUGAAUUGGACUUAAGGCUCUACAGUGCUGUUUAUUUUUACUCAACAGAAAUUGGCAUGUUGCUGUCUUUUGUAGAAAUUCCUAAUGAAAAGGAGGAGAUGACUUCCCAUUCUCCAUCAAAGGAGAACAAGAAGGAAACGGCAAUCAAAAAGAGCCGCAUCCUGCUGGGGAAAACGGGUGUGAUAAAGGAGGAGCCACAGCAGGUACAAAGCCUCACCAGGGCAGACCAGAGCUGAGGUUUAAUCAUUUGAAAUGAUGGAUGCUAAAGGUGUUCAUUGCCAAAGAAGUUUCCUUUUUUUUAAACUGAGGAUGGUGCAGUCGGUCAGUGCGACCAUGACAGGAACUACUGUGUGAGCAGUCAGGAUUUUACCCUCAGGUAAAUUAUUGAAAAUGUUUUAACGUCACUUACAUGACAAAUGUGUUUUAAUUCAACUUAGAACAUGUCGCAGCCUGAAGUGAAGGACCCCUGGAACCUCUCCAAUGAUGAGUUUUACUAUCCAAAACAGCAGGGCCUGAGAGCCACCUUUGGUGGGAACAUCAUCCAGGUGAGACACGAUUAAUGUGGUGGCACAGAGCUGUGACCUUCGAAAUGUUAGCCUGAAACAGUGAAAGAGUAGCGUGUCACGUAAUUUGAUUGUGUAAUUGUUGUGUCUUAAACAGCACUCUAUCCCAGCUCUGGAGCUGAGGCAACCCUUUUUCCCCACUCACAUGGGGCCCAUGAAGCUACGCCAGUUUCACCGUCCUACUCUGAAAAAGUACUCAUUUGGAGCUUUAGCUCAGCCGGGUCCUCAUGCCGUCCAGCCUCUGCUCAAACACAUCAAGAAAAAAGCCAAGGUGCAGCCUCGCUCACAGCAAACACUCUCAGGUUAACCCUGCAGUGAUUAGCUGCAUUACGGGUUUGCUGAAUGUCUUUUUUUAUCCUACUCCUGUAUAGAUGCGAGAGCAGGAGCGUCAGGCAUCCGGGGGAGGAGACAUGUUUUUCAUGAGAACCCCUCAGGACCUGACAGGCAAAGAUGGAGAUCUGAUCCUGGCAGAGUACAGUGAAGAAUAUCCACCGCUUAUCAUGCAAGUGGGCAUGGCUACGAAGAUCAAAAACUACUACAAAAGGGUGAGUCAGGAUUUGCUCUUUACACAUGACUCUGAAAAACCUUUUAAAGUGUAAUCUGUGUAUUUUUUUUUGUUAUUUUAAAUAUUAACUUGCAUUCCAUUGACCAUAAAAGCAGACUGAUUUAAAGCUGAUGUAUAACUAUGGUUUUAGCGUUUAUUCAAUACUGACUAGUUUCUACAUUUUCUAUUUAAUUUGAUGAACCUUGCAGACACCAAAUUGUUUGAUUUAGCUGUUAAAGCUCUUGAUAACAUAUCCACUGUUUUCUUCAGAAACCUGGAAAGGAUCCUGGAGCACCUGACUGUAAAUACGGAGAGACCAUAUACUGCCACACGUCCCCUUUCCUUGGCUCUCUGCAUCCAGGACAGCUUCUCCAGGUCAGGACGAGCACUUUCAACUAUUCAGAGUGGAGGUGUUACACACAGCUCCACUGGGCUGUUAUUUUCGGACAAAAACAACAUAUUUUGUCUUUUUUCCUUUAGGCUUUUGAAAACAACCUUUUCCGUGCUCCGAUCUACGUGCACAAGAUGCCAGAGACAGAUUUCUUAAUCAUACGAACACGACACGGCUACUACAUCAGAGAGCUUGUGGACAUUAUCGUCGUGGGUCAGGAGUGCCCUUUGUUCGAGGUUCCUGGACCAAACUCCAAGCGAGCUAAUACUCACAUCAGAGACUUCCUGCAGGUGUGUUUAGCUGCUUGACAUCCUACAGAACAAAAAGCUGCCGUUCCUGCAGACGCUGAGCUUUACAUCUGCUCUCUUUAGGUGUUCAUUUACCGACUCUUCUGGAAGAGCAAAGAUCGACCUCGCAGAAUCCGCAUGGAGGACAUAAAGAAAGCUUUUCCUUCACACUCAGAGAGCAGCAUCAGGAAACGGCUCAAACUCUGUGCUGACUUCAAACGUACAGGUAGGCCACGAUCAUUCAUUUACCCACUCACCCUCUCUGUCCGUCAUUAAGUGAUCACUUUGUCAGACUAACUUAACGCAGCUGUGUUACAGCAGGCAGUGACAGGGCAGUUUUAGGGUUGUAGAAAGGUCCGUUUCAGACUGUGUGACCUCUGCAGUGUGUGUGACAGAAAGGAGUCUGAGCAGGGUUCUGUGGAUUGUAUUGUCAAUGUCAGAUCUAGAAUAAAGAAAGUUCAAAGACACAUGGGUCAAAUGUUUGAUACUCAUGCACAUCAGCAGUUUGUAAUUUUCUUUUUCCGUUUCUCUUGAACAAGAAGUCUAACAUAAAAUACGUGCAGAGUGAGAAUGCUGCUCCUGUGAUUGAGUUUAAGACGUGUUUACAUGUGCAAAAUUUCUUGAUCUGUUUAAAAUUUGAGGGGUCCGAUAAUCUGAAUCCGCUGUUAACAUGGACGCAAAAUCAAACAAUCCGAUCAUGACGUGUGUAUACAUGCACCAAGCUUUAUUCAGAUUAUUCAGAUUUGGAAAUGUGCAGAGUUGUCUGAUUUCGCUUAAACAACCGCAGAAGAAGAGUUGUAUUUACGCCUGUGCUGUCAACAAACCAACAAACGUGGUAAUGGCUCACUCCAUCCAAUUCAGGAGUUUUCCUCCUGUUAAUUAUUUUAACUAGAUGGCGCCCUUGUGUACUUAUUUGACUGUUCUUUCAAGGAUUGUGCGGUGAGUGCAAAUGUGACAUCAUUGCACUGUAUUCUUGCCUUGUAAUGUUACCGGAGAAGCAGACACAGCACCUGUGGUUGUGUUUUAUGCCAGAGUGUUAAUAAUGAAACCUCCUGAACUGACCUCAAUAAAUAAACCAAAGGCUAAAGAGUGAAGAUUGAGUCAGGAAAGAGAGUCACAAUCAGAAUAAGUGUUUACAUGGACGUGUUUCGUAAUAACAAUCGGCAUAAACCACCGGUCUCGAUUGGAAAACAACUUCUUUCCGAUUGAGCCAAAGUGGAUCAGAAUCUUCCAGUCGAUAUGUUUACAUGAAGCUUUUUUAUUCUGAUUGGGCCUUUACUCUGAUUAUUUGUGCCCAUGUAAACGCAGCUACUGUCUUAAUUUGACGAAUGAGGGGCAGGCUCUGUAAGAUUUUUCUUCUUUCUGCUCCUUUUUAUUCACAUGUUUGAGAUUUCUCCUUGUUUGUAUUGAAUGUUUUAUAUACUAACAGAAUGAAAUAAAGUAUCAACAACAACUUCUUAACAGGGAUGGACUCUAACUGGUGGGUGCUGAAGCCUGACUUCAGAUUGCCAACAGAAGAGGAGAUCAGGGCGAUGGUGUCUCCAGAGCAGUGCUGUUCAUACUAUAGCAUGCAGGUGGCAGAGCAGAGGCUCAAGGUAACAGCUACUGUUUCUCAUUAGAGUCACAUGAUUCAGACUGAUGGGUAAUGUUGCACUAAUACUUAUUUUAAAACCUAUCAAGGAUGCUGGAUACGGUGAGAAAUCCUUCUUUGCUCCAGAUGAGGAGAACGAGGAAGACUUUCAAAUGAAGAUCGAUGAUGAGGUAAUGAUGCAGCUGCUUCUUAUAAAUGGGGUUAACCUCACUUGAGUUGAGAUAAUAAAGAAGUUGAUCUUUGUUGUUCAUCUCCUAGGUACGGACGGCUCCCUGGAACACUACGAGGGCCUUUAUUGCUGCCAUGAAAGGGAAAUGCCUGUUGGAGGUGACAGGUGUGGCAGAUCCCACAGGCUGUGGAGAGGGUUUCUCCUACGUCAAAGUGCCCAACAAGCCGACGCAACAGAAGGUCUGAUUGUCUUCGGUGGAUGUAUGGCACUCCGUUUUCUGCUUAGUUCAAGUGCAGAGGGUGAAAAUUCUUUGUGCUUCUUUUUCUUUAGGACGACAAAGAGCCACAACCCGCCAAGAAAACAGUGACUGGAACAGAUGCUGAUCUGAGGAGGCUCUCACUGAAGAACGCCAAGCAGCUGCUGCGCAAGUUUGGUGUUCCUGAGGAGGAGGUAAGACUGCGGUAACAUGGAAGUAAAUGAAGGAAAGAGACUGUCCUCUAACAAGAUUUCAGGUUUGAUAAAUAGAUGAUUCAUAAUGAUUUAUUUUUAGCCAAAUACUGGCACAUAGUUGAUGAAAAACACAAGAUAUUCACAAGCUGUUUUUUGUGUUGUAGAUCAAGAAGCUUUCUCGUUGGGAGGUGAUUGACGUGGUGAGAACCAUGUCCACGGAGCAGGCUCGUUCAGGCGAAGGACCCAUGAGCAAGUUUGCCCGAGGCUCUCGUUUCUCUGUCGCGGAACAUCAGGAGCGUUACAAGGAAGAGUGCCAGAGGAUCUUUGAUCUGCAGAACAAGUGAGGCUCUUCUUUAGUGUCAAAUCUCCUCGUACAGGACUUUAUGCAAGCACAUCCUAAAUUGUUUUCUUUGUCGUUCACCCACUACAGAGUGUUAGAGUCGACAGAGGUGCUCUCCACAGACACAGACAGCAGCUCAGCAGAAGACAGUGACUUUGAGGAGAUGGGAAAGAACAUCGAGAACAUGCUGCAGAACAAGAAAACAAGCUCACAGCUUUCUCGAGAGAGGGAGGAGCAGGAGCGGAAAGAGCUGCAGAGGAUGCUGAUGGGGGAGGAGAGUGAUCGAGACAAUAAGGGACGUAAAGAGCGUCGAAAAGGCUUAUGUAAGUCUGUGUUUCUGUAAGUACACCAAGGACUUCUCUGCACUGGCUUUUGUCUCUAACUGUGAACUUGAUUUUUUUCUCCUUAGCGAGCUCCUUAUCUACAAGCUCCCACAAGGAUGAUGACACAUCCUCUGUCACCAGCCUAAACUCCUCCGCCACAGGGCGGAGACUUAAGAUCUAUCGCACCUUCAGAGAUGAGGACGGCAAGGAGUACGUCCGCUGUGAGACUGUACGCAAGGCUGCCGUCAUUGACGCCUACACCAGGAUCAGAACCACCAAGGACGAUGAAUUCAUGUGAGUCUCAAACUAGUCAAAGUGCAGGGUUUCAAUUCCUGGGAGUAGUGCAGCUCCAGGUCUGAUUGAUGCAGCUUAACACUAAAAUAAAAAUUCAUAUUUACCCUGUUGUGUCUGAUUACAGAACUACAUUAUUUCUUUAUAAAUGUCAUGCUUGUUGAUGGUUUUCAAACUAGUGAGGGUAACAAACUCUGAUUUUGUGGCUGCAGACGAAAGUUCGCCCUCUUCGACGAGCAGCACAGAGAAGAAAUGAGGAAGGAGCGCCGGCGAAUUCAAGAGCAGCUGAGGAGGCUGAAGAGAAACCAAGAAAAAGACAAGAUCAAGGGACCUCCAGAGAAGAAGGCCAAGAAGGUCAAGGAGAGACCAGACCUCAAGGUAAAAGUAAGCUUGCUGACUCAGUAUUAUACUCUCUAUCCCCUUAACUUUCUUCAGCUCUUCAGUAACCAGCUAAACGCAAGCAUGGCAAAGACGCUUCUACUGACUGAGAUUUUGCACCUAUUUCAAGUGUGGUUCUUUCUGCAUCACUUUCAUACAGAGUACACCGAUUAGUUUUCCCUUCCUUAAUGUUUGCCUCUUUCCGCUAGCUAAAGUGCGGUGCAUGUGGAGCCAUCGGACACAUGAGGACCAACAAGUUCUGCCCGCUAUACUAUCAAACCAACGCCCCUCCUUCCAACCCCGUGGCCAUGACAGAGGAGCAGGAGGAGGAGCUGGAGAAAACCGUAAUUCACAAUGAUAACGAGGAGCUCAUCAAGGUGGAGGGCACCAAGAUUGUGCUGGGCAAACAGCUCAUCGAGAGGUAGCUGAUUGUUUGAAUGAACGCACAAUCUUUGGGUCCUGCUCCCUUUGUUUCUAAAACUUCUUUUCUUCUCCAGGUCUGAUGAGGUGCGUAGAAGGUCUUUGGUGCUCAAGUUCCCCAAGCAGCAGCUCCCGCCAAAGAAGAAGAGACGCGUGGGCAGCGCUGUACACUGUGACUAUCUCAAUGUGAGUUUCUUAGUCUCUAUCUCAAAGUUUUUACUGUUUUUGUGAAGAGUCUCUUUGGCUUCUUAACAUAAUGUUUUUGCUUGCUUUGAUUACUCACAGAAACCACACAAAGCCAUCCACCGGCGGCGUACUGACCCGAUGGUGACUUUGUCGUCUGUGCUUGAGAGCAUCAUCAAUGACAUGAGGGAUCACCCCAAUGUAAGACUGUCAGGGACGCACCCUCCUACUUCAGGGAUGUGUUCAUUUUAUUUUACUGCUGCCUCAUCUUUACUAAAUUUGCUUUUUUCUAUUAAGACAUAUCCGUUCCACACUCCGGUAAAUGCCAAGGUUGUGAAGGACUACUAUAAGAUAAUCACACGGCCCAUGGACCUGCAGACUCUGAGGGAGAACGUACGCAAGCGGAUGUACCCAUCCAGGGAGGAGUUCAGGGAAGCAGUGGAAGUUAUCGUCAAAAACAGCGCGACCUACAACGGUAGAGUGUUUACAAAAAUGUGUUUCACACAGGGCUGGGCGAUAUGGCCUCAAACAAAUAUCACGAUAUUUUGAGCAGUUCACCUCCAUAACGAUAAAUGGAUGAUAACUACUCCACAAGCUGCUCACCCCCUCCCACACUAACUUAGUCUACUCAAUUCGCCGCUCUAGCCGCUACAUCUUUUGAACCGUCCUCCAUCUCCUCACCUGUCUUUCCCUCUUUGUUACGGACUGGAUGGGGUGGAGUCACCUCUCCGACAUAGGAAGGGACAUGAGACCAUAGCCUACCUACACACAUCCAAAACCAACUCUUGUUUAUUUUUUUGACACAGGGCAAAAUGAAGUUGGUUAUUGUCAUAAAUUUCGGUAUCUGUAAAUUUCGGUUUAUCGCCCAGCCCUAGUUUCACCACCUCUUGAAGGUAGACUGAGGCAUUUAGAUUUAAUAGUUUUAAAUGGAUUUGUGUUUUAUUCCCAACAGGGGCAAAACAUCCAAUAACACAGGUUGCGCAGUCCAUGCUGGACCUCUGUGAUAAUAAACUGAAAGAGGUGAGAUGUGAUGUUUUUAUCAUUUUACUGCAGUUACUUUUAUUUCCAACAUAAACUAUUAUUGUCGUGUUUGUUUGUAGAAAGAGGACAGGCUGGUGAGGCUGGAGAAAGCCAUCAACCCCCUGCUGGAUGACGACGAUCAGGUCGCCUUCUCUUUCAUCCUGGACAAUAUCGUUACCCAGAAAAUGAUGGUGGUUCCUGAUGUAAGUUCCUUUUUUUUUUUGUAAUCCUCGUGCAUUUGUUCAUAAUAAUCUGCUCAUUUGCAGGCCAAGUUGUUAAUCCACUUCCUUGAAUUUCCACUUCCUUUACUGUAGUCAUGGCCGUUUCACCACCCUGUCAACAAAAAGUUUGUGCCGGAUUAUUACAAAGUUAUUAUAAACCCCAUGGACUUGGAGAGCAUCCGCAAGGUGAGACUUACAUGAGGAGUCAGCUGUAUGAAAUCAAUUUUUUAUUUAUUAUUUGACAUUGUCAUUUUUAUGUGAUGUUUUUGUUUCUGAUUUGUUUUUCAUUCACAGAACAUUUCCAAACACAAAUACCAGAACAGAGAGGUGUUCCUCUCAGACGUCGGUCUCAUCCACGCCAACAGUAUCAAGUACAAUGGUAAAGGAGUCGACUGCAUUGAUUUCCGAUCCAAAAAGUGUCACAGAGAAAAAGUGAUAAAGCUCAAGAGCUGUUUGCUUGUCUGUCACAGGUCCCGACAGUCCUUACACUAAGACUGCCCUGGAGAUUGUCAACGUGUGCAAGCAAACUCUGUCAGAGGUUUGUUGAUUCUUCACCCUUUAGUUUGCUCGUACGAUGACCGAGGGGAGAUCAUGUUAAUGAGUAUUUAAACAGUUCGUUGGAAUGGACCAGGGGUCAGCCUAUUGUGCUAACAGCUGGAGAGCAAUGUUGGCUACAAUGGAGGGCUUGUAAAAAUGCCUAUUUAUAAUGUAAUGAAAAGCUUUCUAUCUGCUUUUCUUACAAAUGUUAAUUUAGGAAGUAGUUCUGAAGAUAGACCUAACACUUGUUUUUUUUCUUGAACAGUAGUGUUACAGAUUUUAUUGACUUUCCUCACAGCUGAUCAUUCACUCAGAGAGGUUAACAGAUUGGGUUUAUCUUUUAGUUGCCAUAUUGUGUUUUCAUCAGGGUAAACAUGUUUUGUAAGUCUCACUGAUGUUCGCUUUCCUUCAGUACGAUGAGCACUUGACUCAGCUGGAGAAAGACAUCUCCACCGCUAAAGAGGCCGCUCUGGAUGCAGCAGACCUGGAGUGUCUGGACCCAAUGACACCCGGACCGUACACACCACAGGUAGGAGAGCACUGGGAUGAGUUUUGUUUCAUACUUGGAUAUUUGCCUCUCUCAUUCAGACGCUUAUUGUCUGUUUACAGUGCGACACAUUAGGCAGUGUCCACCUCUCUACAUGCAGUAGUCUCCUCUACACCUUGUAGCGCUCCUGCCCCGUGUAUUUCUGCACUAACUUUCCUUUCCAGACUUUCAAUUUUCAUCUGUACACUUUAGCUUCUUCCUCACUGUAGUGUUUCCUUUUUUUCACCCUUGUUAUUCCCUUCACUCUUGCCCUGUCUCUCCCUUUUUGUGUGUGUGUUGUUUUGUGUGGUGUUGUCCAGCCUGCUGAUCUGUUUGACAGUGGGGCUUCAGGGACACUGCCCAGAGAGACCAGCAGCCUUUUCUCUGAGGGACCUCUAGUGGUUGCUCCAGAGAAGAGAGGGGGGCAGGUAUGGAGAGAGACAGAAAUAAGGCUGCGACCAGACCACAUGCCAUCUCUCCCUCAAACUAGCCUUUAAUCACCCAGACUCAUCACAGACUUAUGUUAACGUUGACUCAUUGGAACAUUACAGACCUCACAGUGUGAAGAGAGUUGAUUUAGUUUCUUGCCUCUCCUCCUCACAGACUGAUCUCAGACUUUUAUCUUUUGGUCCCUCAGGGUCGCCACAUGAGGAGACCCGGGGAGGAAGAGUCAGACGUGGACAUUGAAGGCUUUGAGGAGGAUGAUGACGGCAAACCAAAGACUCCUGCUCCUGUAAGCAGAGCAUCUUUACUGAAAGGAUUUAGAAUGGUGCAAGAUCACCACUGCUGUAGAUACACUGAGGGCUAUAUGCGUGCCAGUCCUUAGUGGUGUGGUUUGAUUGGCUAUUGCAGUUAAAGGGAUAUUCCGGCAUAAAAUUAAUUUAGGGUCAAACACACCGUACCACUGAGUUAGACACCCCCUUAAGAGAUGAAUGUUGCCAACCGCUUUAUAUCCAAGUAUUCUUUAUUUUUAGCUGUUGCUCUAUCCUGUCCUGUUUUAAUUUGUAGGCAGAGGAUGCUGAUGGAGAUCUGGAGGACGAUGAUGAUGAUGAGGAGAUGCUGCUGCCACCUCGCAGACGGCUACAUGACCAGGACGAUGAUGAGGAGGACGAUGAUGAAGAUGGACGGUCCAACCGCCCAGCCCAGGCCAGCGUGCUGUACCAAGACUUGCUCAUGUCUGAUGGAGAAGAUGAUGCCAGUGAAGAGGAGGGCGACAACCCGUUCUCCUGUAGGUGUCACAGCAGUACCACAGAUCAGAACUCCACAAACUAUAUGUGUCUUGUUCUGACUCCUCAUCAUGUGUUUCCUGCAGCCAUACACCUGUCAGAGAGCGGCAGCGACUCUGACCGAGAGGUGGACGUACGACCAGCUCCUCCACGGAGAACUCAAGAGACGGCUCGUAUGGGCAUGGAGCAGGAUGAGAGCAUGAUGUCGUAUGAAGGGGACGGGCCUGAUGAGCCUCACAUGGAAGACAGCAAUGUCAGGUAGAGCUGGAUAUGGACAAAGCUAAUUGAUAUAACUGUAAAAAUAACCAUAAUAAAGAAAGCUUUUUUUUCUUUUUUUUUUUCACUGUGUAAACAACAAAUAUUGAAAAGCGACUCCUUAAAAUUAUUUGUUGAGGGUAGAAUUUUUUCUAUAUCCUUCUUGCCUCCAACAAAAGCAGUUGAAGUUUUUGAAACCUUGAAAAUUUUGUCAAAAACUAUUUUAGAAAUAGCUCUUGUUUACUAUUGUGAGCUCUGAAACAUAUAACUCACUUUUUGAAAAACGCUUUUCCUGCUUGAGAAGGCUCUUUGAAUAUCUACUCGUCAGUAUGUGUGAAUAAAUGCACUGAUUCUAUGAGAUUACCUUCUUCAUGUACUGGUCAGUAGAAGUUAGCUGAAGUUGAAAAUGGUAAACUUGUAAGGGCACCAAGUUAGUUUAGGCUUGACUGUUGAGGCCCUGCUAUCAUAGCUACUAAAAAGAGAAGUUUGUGUGAAAUGAAAUCAACCCGCUGCCUGUUGCUAUGCCAACCAUGUCUCAUUUUCCACAUCUCCUUCUGAUCUGCUUGCUUUUCUUCUUCCCUCUCAGUUACGGUAGCUAUGAGGAGACAGAGAGCCGCAGUCAGAUGCAACCAUCUAGCAUGGGAAAUGGGGACUACGGCAUCAGUGAGGAGGAGGAGGAAGAUGAAGAAGAUGAAGCACGGAGGAGAGGUCCAGCUGUGCUCUCCCAGGUUCAGCUCAGUGAAGACGAGGAGAGCGAAGAGUUUAGGUCGAUAGGAGGCGACAGCGACAUGGACUCAGACGGCUAGAGGUGUGCAGAUUUUCAAAUCAAGACGAUCAGUGUUUAUAGAGGCGGAAAAGGAGUUUGCCGUCAGAAUAUAUAAUUUUGUAAAUGAUGUUUAUAGAUUCGUCCUCCACUGUUGUACCUGCAGUAGAGAGCAUUGUAAAUUUAGUUUCCCUUUUUAUGUUGUGUGAAUAUUGUUAACCAUGAUGCUUCUUUGACUUUGAAGUGUGUUCAGAUGUUUUGUACUCUUUUAAAAUUCUUCAUAUCCCACAAUUCUGUUCUUUCUACCCCACCAACAAAAAUAAAAGAAGGAACAAACAUAUUCUGAUCAUGAUAUAGUUCUCCCUUUGCUUAGUCAGUAAAACUCCACAUACACUUACAAUCAAUUCGAGUCAUGCAGUUAAUUUAUCAUUUUUAUUGUGUGAAGUGAAAAGUUAGCAGUAGUUGUAGCAACAUUUCUGAGUAGGUUAAACUUUUAAAAGUCAGUUACAGUAAUCAUGCCAUCUUUUUUUUUUUUGGAACAAUUUUAAACGUCUUCCCUCAAGACUAGAAAAACUGCUAUAGACAAGUUCAGUUUAUUUGUAGAUUGAAGUAAAACGAUACAAACAAAAUCACAAACAGCACUGAUUCAAACACUACAAGGUCAAACAUGAACAGGUUUUCUAUUUGCUUGGCUUUGAUGAAAUUAUUACUUGAACGACACCUCAAAAUCUAAGAAUAUGAACAAGAA
Molecule: messenger RNA, 16201 nt
Organism: Xyrichtys novacula (pearly razorfish)
Lineage: Eukaryota; Metazoa; Chordata; Actinopteri; Labriformes; Labridae
Source: the annotation of a GenBank genome assembly